CAUCGUCUUCCACACCGCUCCUCACCCCAAUAGGCUUCAUUAGCUAGCUCAGCCUUUUCCAUCCUCCAAACCCCAUGGCUUCCGGUUCUUGGACGCUCGAGAUCGAGUUCUCCGUCCAGGCAUCUCGCAUCUUCAAGGCCGCCGUCCUCGACUGGCACUCCUUGGCUCCCAAGGCCGUGCCGGAGUUCGUCGUCAGCGGCGUCGUCCUCGAAGGUGAAGGCGGUGCCGGAUCCGUAAGGCAGCUCAACUUCUCACCGGCAAUACCAUUUGGGUACGUGAAGGAAAGAUUGGACUUUGUGGACGUGGACAAGUUGGAGUGCAAGCAGACGCUCGUGGAAGGAGGCCACAUCGGGAGCAAGCUGGAGACGGCGUCGACCCAUUUCAAGUUCGAGCCGAAGGCCGGCGGCGGGAGUGUGUUGAAGGUGGUGUCCACCUACAAGUUCUUGCCCGGGGUUGAGGACAACGAGGGGGAGAUAGUGAAGUCCAAGGAGACUUUGACGGGGAUCAUGAAGGCCGCAGAAGCCUACCUGGUGGCCAACCCAUCAGCCUACCCGUAGAGCUCCAUGCGUGCUCUCUUACGUAUAUGGAGUGUGAUCAGGCUUUGUUGUUUCUUUCAGCAUAUGCGAAGGUGUCUGUGCCCGAAAUCAGUUCGAGUGUGUUUUAGUCGUCUGCCAAACAAUAAUAGACUGUGAACGAAUAAAAGAUCAUACUCUUUUCUGCUUUA
Molecule: messenger RNA, 724 nt
Organism: Musa acuminata AAA Group (dessert banana)
Lineage: Eukaryota; Viridiplantae; Streptophyta; Magnoliopsida; Zingiberales; Musaceae
Product: pathogenesis-related protein 1-like
Exons: 2
Coding region: 75-557 (160 amino acids)
Biological process (GO): defense response; abscisic acid-activated signaling pathway
Cellular component (GO): nucleus; cytoplasm
Molecular function (GO): signaling receptor activity; abscisic acid binding; protein phosphatase inhibitor activity
Source: RefSeq, a predicted model, not a curated record